Molecule: messenger RNA, 2398 nt
Organism: Pteronotus mesoamericanus
Lineage: Eukaryota; Metazoa; Chordata; Mammalia; Chiroptera; Mormoopidae
Gene: DYNLL2
Product: dynein light chain LC8-type 2
Exons: 3
Coding region: 290-559 (89 amino acids)
Biological process (GO): microtubule-based process
Cellular component (GO): cytoplasmic dynein complex
Molecular function (GO): dynein intermediate chain binding
Source: RefSeq, a predicted model, not a curated record
GCGCGUUAGUCGCCCUCAGCGGCGAAGCAGAUCGGAGCAGUGAGGCGUCUGCGUAGAGCAGGCAGGUGGGCCGGCGGGAGCGAGGAGGCGUGAGGGCAACCGAGGAAGCUCGAAGAGCAGACGGCGGCGGCGGCGAGCGCUCGGCCCGGUGCUGCGGGAGCCGGAGACCGCGGCGGCCGGCGGCUGCUGCAGGAGUAGCCGAGGGGACACCGCCCCUGCCCGCGCCCUGCCUGAGGCCAUCGCUGCUCCCCCGGGGCCUCACGCGGACUUCCCGGAGUGAAGUGUCACAAUGUCUGACCGUAAGGCAGUGAUCAAGAACGCAGACAUGUCUGAGGACAUGCAACAGGAUGCUGUUGACUGCGCCACGCAGGCUAUGGAGAAGUACAACAUAGAGAAGGACAUUGCUGCCUAUAUCAAGAAGGAAUUUGACAAGAAAUACAACCCUACCUGGCAUUGUAUCGUGGGCCGAAAUUUUGGCAGCUACGUUACACACGAGACAAAGCACUUCAUCUAUUUUUACUUGGGUCAAGUUGCAAUCCUCCUCUUCAAGUCAGGCUAGGUGGCUGCAGGGAAGGUGUCAGUGGCGGCGGUAGCGAUGGCAAGCAGACGACGUUGCUGGGACUAUUUUGCACUGGGGCCAGCAUCAGGAUGUCCUCACCAAUGGCUGUGCUACUGCAUGGACUGUAUACUCGAUUUCAUGUGUAUGUCGCAGUAAACAAAACCAAACUUCUUUCUGUUUAGUUGCCUGGGGAAGAAGGCUGCUUUACAUUUAUUUUUCAAGACUUAAAAAAUUUUUUUUGGUUGUAUUGCACUAGGAAAUCUCUCCCACCCCUUCCUUUUCUCUUUCUCUCUCUAUAAAAUAAGCCCUAAAAAAAACACACACAAAAAAACCCCCCAGUAAGACCAGGAGGGCUCAGGGGAAAAAAAUGGUUUCUGGAGGUGGAACUAAAACUGUGCAGCUGCCUCUUCCUGCUUUGGGAGGGCCAUGAAGGCUGCUGGGGGCGGGGGGUGGGGGGGACAAUGUUAGGAUCAACAAGAAGAGAGGGAUAGGAAGGAAGGCAGGGGGAUUGAUCUAGUACCAGGGAGACUAUUCCACUGAACUGUGAUUCCAGGGCUUGGGGCAGAGGGUGGGGUUGGAGGGGUGGAUUCUUUAAGGGGCCCUGAGAUGUGUUUGUCUGUGGUGUGUGGGAGUGGGGAGCAGAUUUGUCUUGCUGUCUUUGUCAGAAGAGUUUCUAAGUAAGGGCUGUGUCUUUGUGGAUUAUCUUUUAUUCCUGCCAGAGCUCAUGCUAGGAGGAUGUUGGAGGUAGGGUUAGCUUGCUUUAUUUUUUCUUUUUAUUCUUUCUUCUCUACUUCUGUCUGCUCCCUGCUUAGUCCUCAGUUUUCUCAUUCCUCUGGAGUUCUCUUAGAGCAGCCCCUGUUAGUUGGCUGACAAGGGAAUAUCUGGUGACCGUAGUUCCUUAGUUAGGUCUUAGCAAUCAAACCAAAUCAGUGUCUCCCUGAUUGUUCUCUGUGUAUGUGUGUGUGUGUAUGUGUGUGUCUUGGUUGGGGUGGAGGGGAGGGAGGGGCAGGAUGGUAUGGAAUCUCUAGGAUAUAUGGGUAGAUGGUAUAUGGGUGCACAAUUAAUUCUAAAUGGGCCUUUAUGUUAAAAAACAUCAGUGGGUGAAGACAGGUGUCGCCCCCUUCAGUCAUCUUGCCCGGACACUCUGCUUGUCCUGUGGAUGUCUACUCCCAGGAAGGUUUUUGGAGAAUAGCCCACAAUGAGAUGGCCAUGGUGCCAUCUGCUCUGGAGUUGGCUCUCAGUGGAGCGGGAAAGUGACUUUGUGGAUGGUAAGGAUGGAAGUGAUGAGGGGCUUGGGAGGAAGUCUGCAGGGAUGAGGAGAUGCAGCAGGGCCACUAGUGGGAGGAGAUUCCAAGGAGAGUGCUGGGCAAAUCUUGUCUGUUGAUCAAAUAGAGAUGGGGCAGUGGUGUAGGGGUGGAUGGAGUCGUUGAUUGAGCUGUUGAUUCCUGUAAAUUGCAUUUAAAUAAAACUUAUGUAUGGCUGACACUGGGUCGGGGGGAGGGUUGGGAUCUAGCUCAUUCUUUUUUUCAACUCCAUCUUUGGGGAGGCAGGAAAAUGUCUCCACCCCAAGCCUUUAGUGUGUGCCGAGCUUUCUUUCUGAUGCUGACAGGAGGGUGGGGACUGGGAUGAUGAGUGAGUUCCCUGUAUUAAACCCUUUUAUGAAUGUCCCAAAUCUGUGUUUCCCUUGCCCUCCCAGACUUGCGUGGCCAGUCGGAAAUGUCUGGUUUGUGUUUGUCUCUCCCUCAUUUCUGGAGCUGGGGCUGAGACCCCGCCACAUCUCCUGUGCUCUGCAUCCAUGCCUCUUUUGGACAUUAAAGGUUGAUUGAUGCACUUCUGAGC